GGAAUUGGGUAUAAAUAGGGCGCAAUAGCUCCACUGCCCCAACUUGAACUUGCCAGGAAACAGAGCAAGCAGAGUCCUCUGCCUCUCAAACUUCUACCACCUUCCACCUCCAAGACCAUCCACAUUCAAUUGCUCAAUCUCAAUGGAUUCUUCCAUCUUCCACUCACCAAACUACUCCGAUUUCUCGUCGGAGUCUUCCUACUCCUGGGAUAACCUUAAACUUGACAAUAACUCACUCCCUUUCAACGAGAAUGAUUCCGAAGAGAUGCUCCUCUUCGGCCUUCUGGCCGAGGCAUCCUCCCAAUCGAAGGACGAGGAAGUGAGCUGGAUGAAAGAAGAGGAAGGAGACGAUGGAGAGCAGAGCCCCAAGAAGGAGAAGUCCUACCGAGGGGUGCGGAAGAGGCCAUGGGGGAAAUUCGCGGCUGAGAUCAGAGAUUCCACGAGGAACGGCGUCAGGGUUUGGCUGGGCACUUUCGACAGCGCCGAGGCGGCAGCCAUGGCCUACGACCAGGCUGCUUUUUCGAUGCGAGGGCACGCAGCGGUGCUCAACUUCCCGGUCGAGAAGGUCCGGGAAUCGCUGAGGGGGAUGAAGCAGUUGAGCACAGAAGGAGGGGGUUCCCCUGUUAUUGCCCUGAAGAAGAAACAUAGCAUGAGGAGGAAAAUGUCGGGCAAGAGAAGUAGGGACAGCAGCAGCGGACGAGGAGACAAUGUUGUGGUCUUUGAGGAUCUAGGAUCCGACUACUUAGAGCAGCUGUUGAUCAGCUCGUCUCCAGAAUGCGAAACUACGUGGUGAAUUCGGCGUAAUUUUAGUGUCGCGAGUUCCGACAUUAGAAAACCUUGUCUAUGUCUGUCUGUAAAUACAUGAAGUGAAUUUCGACAAUCGGAGGCGGGAUGAUUCAUGUCACCAUCCAAUUACGGAUGUUGAUGCACGUCCAAGUCCAAUCCUGAGUUAAAGUAUAUCUUAUGGUAUGGACCAUUCUGAAGUUGGAUACAUAUAUAUAUAUAUAUAUAUAUAUAUAUUUUUUUUUUUGGAUAAGGAAAAAUGUUUAAGUUUUUUGGUUCCGACUUUAUCUUAUUUUUCGAAUUUGUAAUCGUAUCCUAUUUCAUCUUGUAAA
This is a messenger RNA of Punica granatum (pomegranate), 1115 nucleotides long. Lineage: Eukaryota; Viridiplantae; Streptophyta; Magnoliopsida; Myrtales; Lythraceae. The record is from RefSeq and is a predicted model, not a curated record.